AUCAACUAUUCUUCAGUCAAGUUCUUAAACCUUUCUAAAUCUAUUCAGAGCUCAUUAAGCACCAUGAAAAGCAACGUAUACAAGUUAUAUGAAACAGAACCAACGACAAAGUUAUCAUAUUAUCAUAAUGGUACAACAGAGUAUUCGGUUACUGCUACUCAAGAGGCUAAUGAUAAACCCUUUAAAUGUACUAUACCCGGAUGUGUCAAGUCUUAUAAAAACCCGAACGGUCUAAAAUACCAUACCGAACAUGGUCAUCGGUCGGCUUUGUCAGAUACGGAAGUUGAAAAGAAACCGGCUAUCAAACCAUAUAGGUGUAAUUUUCCAGAAUGUGAGAAACGAUAUAAGAAUCCGAAUGGAUUAAAAUAUCAUGUUGAACAUGCUCAUCAUUCCAUAAUUCGUCGUGGGUGA
Messenger RNA from Dentiscutata heterogama, 411 nucleotides. NCBI's taxonomy places the organism in Eukaryota, Fungi, Glomeromycota, Glomeromycetes, Diversisporales, Gigasporaceae. The record is from the annotation of a GenBank genome assembly.